UGUAACUGUAAUUGGUUGAGAGGAGCAAAAGAGAAGCAGCCGAAAUGCUGGCCUAUUGUCAAGCUACGGAGUCGCCAGUUCAGAGUAGGUAAUAAUUACUGUGUGGGGGUGGGAUGCGGAGUCACACAAUUGCACGGGAAGAGGAAAAAUCGAGGCAACAAAACCGUAAUAUUUCUGCUCUUUCUCUCUCCCUCGGCUUUUUCUCGAACGAUCAUUGCAAGGAAAGAAAGCAAAUGCCUUCCCUCAAAAGGAGGAAAAAGAAUCUAAAAGUGAGAUAAGUGGGAGAAAUAAUAGGCUUCGAUUUCCGCCCUUGUGUUUCCUGUCUUUGGCAUGCUGGCUUUUGGAGCUCUCCGUCAAACGGCGAAAUUGGAAAACAAAAAAGGCUGGAAUCUUGGGAAGAAUCCAGAGACGAUGGUGUGACUGGAAAUGGUUGUGGACCGUGAUGAUCUAUCAUAAUAAUGAAGAGUAGAACUAGAAUUCCCAGUGAUGGCCUCUGGAGCUGCUGUUUGGUUGCGUUGAUGUGAGUUCCAAACCGGGAAUCAUGGCCUGUAGGGAAUCCUUCGACGUCAGCAUGCACAAGUGUCCGGUGCAAUCCCCACGAGGUGGAUUCAGUGCAGGAGGACCUGAUGGAAUGUCCUCGGCGAUGCCUGUACAUGUUCUAAACAUCAAUAUCGAGGAGCCUGUGAAACGAAAGCGCAGGCGACCGAGGAAAUAUGGUCCUGACGGUUCAAUGGCCCUUGCCCUGACCCCUGUACCGACUGCCGCUCCGUUGCUGCCCAGAUCUGGUGGAUUCUCACACUCUACAGAGGCUACUAACACCGUGACAUUGGUCUCAGCAGAUACUAUAAAGAAAGCAAGGGGCCUGCCAAAAGGUUUUGGCAAGAAGCUGCAGAUGCUUGCUCUGGGAUCAGCAGGGGUUGGGUUUACUCCUCAUGUGAUUACAGUAAAGACUGGAGAGGAUGUAUCAUCCAAAAUCAUGUCCUUUUCUCAGAAUGGACGACGUGCCAUAUGUGUCCUUUCGGCAAAUGGUGCUAUAUCAAAUGUAACUCUUUGUCGGGCAUCAACAUCCGGUGGAUCUGUAACUUAUGAGGGACAAUUUGAAAUCUUAUCAUUAUCGGGAUCAUUUCUACUCACGGAGAGUGGUUGGUGGUCAGCAUAGUCGAACGGGUGGCUUGAGUGUUUCACUGGCUGGUCCCGAUGGACGUGUUUUAGGUGGUGGAGUUGCAGGACUUUUGACAGCUGCAUCCGCGGUCCAGGUGGGAAAAAAGAGUCAAAGCAGAUUAAUGACUUGGAUUCGGCAUCUGCCCCUGCAAAGCAUUCUCCAGGAGGGAGGUCGCCGGCAGGCAGCGGUCCAACCACCCACACGGGGCACCUUAAGCGAAUCCUCCUGCAGGCCUGCGAGUCCUCACAAAUGGGAGCACUGGGACACUUAACAACAGCAACCGGCAGGGCUUCUCCAACAUGCACUGGAAAUAGCUGACCCUGACACCACCGUGGAAUCUUAGUUCUUGGUGAAGAGGAACAGCAAUUGCUGGUCAUUGCCUGCACCACCUCAGAUCUUUGCUCAGUACCGUGUUGUAGUUUAGAGGCAAGCAGAUCAUCUUUGUAGCUACAUUAUCUAGCUGUUUGUGCUCCUAACAGUGUGUAGAUGUUGCAUGGAGUUAAUCCGUGCAUUAUUAUUUCUCUGGUUUGACUA
This is a messenger RNA of Musa acuminata AAA Group (dessert banana), 1696 nucleotides long. Its product is annotated as AT-hook motif nuclear-localized protein 10-like. Lineage: Eukaryota; Viridiplantae; Streptophyta; Magnoliopsida; Zingiberales; Musaceae. The coding region runs from base 542 to 1159 and encodes 205 amino acids. Gene Ontology annotation, molecular function: minor groove of adenine-thymine-rich DNA binding. The transcript has 7 exons. The record is from RefSeq and is a predicted model, not a curated record.